Messenger RNA from Pyricularia oryzae 70-15, 444 nucleotides. RefSeq lists its product as uncharacterized. The transcript has a single exon. The coding region runs from base 1 to 444 and encodes 147 amino acids. The record is from RefSeq and is a predicted model, not a curated record. NCBI's taxonomy places the organism in Eukaryota, Fungi, Ascomycota, Sordariomycetes, Magnaporthales, Pyriculariaceae.
AUGAAGCUUACAGCCAUCUACCUCAUUGCCUCCGCAGUUGCCCUUCAAAUUGGUGGCGUGUUUGGCGAGGACGUCCCCAAACAUGGCCAGGUCGAUUCCAGACACGGCCAAGGCAGUUCCAACCAUGGGAACAACAAACCCGACAAACAAUUCCUUUGGGGCUGGAGGUGCCAGGUUGCACUCAUCGAACACGUGGAUGGAAAGAAAGUCGAGGUUGGCAAAGUCGUCACCGAGAUUGGGGGUGAGGGCUCUUUACAUAAUGUACAAUUGGGCGAGAAAGGAUAUGUUCGAUUCAAAACGAGACAAAACUGUUAUCCCGAUAUAAUUGAAGGGACAAUGGACGGGGAUCGUUUCGAGCUUGGGCACAAGAGAAGAUGGACUGUUGUAAGGACGACCAAGGUUCCUGGAGAGGACAAAGCCCCGCUGGUCGCCGAAACACAGUAG